This is a messenger RNA of Stylophora pistillata, 1792 nucleotides long. RefSeq lists its product as uncharacterized. Gene Ontology annotation, molecular function: transmembrane receptor protein tyrosine kinase activity; ATP binding; protein binding. The record is from RefSeq and is a predicted model, not a curated record. Gene Ontology annotation, biological process: positive regulation of kinase activity; protein phosphorylation; multicellular organism development. NCBI's taxonomy places the organism in Eukaryota, Metazoa, Cnidaria, Anthozoa, Scleractinia, Pocilloporidae. Gene Ontology annotation, cellular component: signaling receptor complex; plasma membrane.
AAAAAGACCAAAAACAGCGCAUGGUUCUAAUCCAGGAGUUAGAGAUGCUUAGAAAAGUUGGCCGCCACAAAAAUAUUGUGAGCUUGGUUGGAGCAUGCUCAUUUGAAGAACCCUUAUGUGUGAUUAUUGAGUUCGUACCAGGUGGAAGUCUGGAUCAGAUGUUGGUUGAGAGCCGUAUUCCCGCUCGCACAGAGGAUGCAAAUUAUGCAAACCUUUGGUCCAGACUGUCCGAGAGAAAUUUGUUAAGAAUCGCCAAAGAUGUCGCAAAUGGAAUGCAGCACCUUGAAAGCAAGCUGUGUGUUCACAGAGACCUGGCCGCCCGAAACAUUUUGAUUGGAGAAGGACUGGUAGCCAAGGUAGCAGAUUUUGGAUUGUCACGUGAUAUUUCAGAGGAUGGAGAGUACAUUAAAUGCACAGAGGGUAGAGUUCCAUGGUUGUGGAUGUCGAUGGAAAGUCUCAAGGGAAUCAACACCACGAUGUCUGAUGUUUGGUCCUUCGGCGUCGUCCUGUGGGAAAUAGUCACUCUCGGCGAGCGACCUUACUAUGGAGUUACAGGCAUUGUGGAACUUUACACCGUGUUGCAGGAUGGUGUCAGACUCGAGAAACCACCGCACUGCUCUAAAAUAUUGUAUGACAUUAUGCUUAAGUGCUGGCAACGGACUCCGGAGGAUCGUCCAACUUUUAAAGAUCUUUAUUCAAACCUCCAUACAAUCUUGAGCGAGUCCGCGGUCAGUUAUAUCAAUAUUACACACUUUGAAGAAAAGAUAAAUGAAAUGGAUGAAGCGGGGACCUUGAACUGUAUUAUCUGACAAAGACUCUGGAGACGCGGUUACACCAAAGUAAGCUCGGUAGACCGCUGAUAGAACGGCUUGAGGGCCUUGAUCAGGCAACGCUGUUACAUUCGGCCAAGAAUCGGCAAACUGUGAAUGACUAUGCGAUAUACCAUUCCAUAAUAUGACUUGUUUUGUUCUCAAAGUGAAGUUUGUUAAAAUGGAAAAUAGCCAAUAAGUCUAACUAUUCCUUAACUUCCGAUUUGAACUGUCCGAUUACAAUAAAUUUCUCAUCGAUCGAAGAGGUCUAAUCGGAGAGUCAAAACCCCAAUUGAAACACUCAAUGCUUUUUAAUGUCAAUGAAUUUUAACUAAUUCACUAAGAAUGCUGGCCAUUUUAAAUCAGAUAUGUCCAUUGUCAGCUUAGAAAAAAGCCUGAAUUAUUUAACAGGAAUUAUAGCUACUACUCCAGAUUGUUUCCUUUGGAUUUUGACAACCUUUUCAUUUGAAAUGAAAGGAAACUAUCUGAAUUUGCCAUUUUUCCUUGUGGAUAUUUUGUUGCGAGGAGCUUUGUCUUGUUUUGCUGAAGCCUGACCAUGGAUAAACACCUCAUACCCAAUAAAAGAGAUGUAAGCUAUUCAAUUUGUUUCCAUCACUUACUUAUUGAAUUUUAUGGUUGAAUUGAGCAGCUCAACGAAUUCUUAAUCGUUUUUGUUUAGACAAAUAUGCUAAUUUACUCUCCUUUAUAACUCGUGAUAUGUAUUGUUUUUAAUCAAUAAAGACACUAUACGUAUUAUUAUAAAUAUAUUAUAUCUUCAUCAUAGUUUUUCCAAAAACGAGGUGACGACCUCCGCAUAUUCCCGUAGAUGUUACGAUGAAUUCCGUAGGUUGCCUAAUAUCUUGUCGCCGUAUUGAAAGUUGACCUUAUAACUCGUUCUUCGGGAAUUAAAAGUGGCAUUUAGUGAACUCAGUGGACGAUUUUAUUAGAAGAAAGAAUUUAGCAUUCAACCUCUAUGGAAACUG